Molecule: messenger RNA, 993 nt
Organism: Rhizopus microsporus ATCC 52813
Lineage: Eukaryota; Fungi; Mucoromycota; Mucoromycetes; Mucorales; Rhizopodaceae
Exons: 1
Coding region: 1-993 (330 amino acids)
Source: RefSeq, a predicted model, not a curated record
AUGCCUAGGAUACCUUUAAAAAGAGCAAUCGACGCUUUGGAAAAUGACAUAUCUGAUCAACCUGAUGACUUGAUCGAGUUAGUAUCAACUCGAUCCAAGACGAUACAUGAAUUGCAAGAUACUAAACAUGAACAAUUAAACCAAGUGGAGAAUACCCAAGAAAUACAUCCUACUCAAGAUACGGUUCAAAGUGAUACAAUACCACAGGAGGACAUAGACAUUGAAAAGCAAACGGUCCGUUCAUCAAGCUUUUCCGAAAAGGACCUGACGGAUGUUGAAUCACUGGCUUAUACCCAAACCAUAGAUAGCCAAUCAGUUCGAGACAGUAUGAUGCACACACAGGAUGAACUUGGAGAGGAGCAGUUGGAAGAUGAAGAGAUGAUGGAAGUAACGCAUUUGAAGCCAGACGAGUUAAAGGAGAUAGAGCAGUUGAAGGAGACAGAACAGGCAAUGGACGUUCAGGUUGGGCAAACAGAAAUGCAGUUGGAGGCAGAUGACGAUCAGAUCAAGCAGACAGAGGUGGAUGAUGAUCAGGCCAGGCAAUUAGAGGUGGAUGAUGAUAUGCAGGCAGAGCAAACAGAGAUACAAUUGGAGAUAGAACAGAAGAAAACUGAGAUAGUGGAAAUAGAACAGCUAGAGAUGGAAAACGCCAAACAUACCGAGGAAGAGACAAAGGAUGAGCUCGCCAGGGAUGAUGCGCAAAGUGCGUAUGGAUAUGAUGGUAUGGAGCUAUUAAACAAUGAUACUUUAGCCGAUGAGCAACCCAUUGCUUCCCCAAUAUCCAAGUUAUCAGAAGUCAUAGAUGAUUCUGCUUUUCUUGAUGAUAAAGCAAGUGAUGUAGUAGAUGCCCAUAGAGAAAGGCUUGAUGAAGUAAUUGAUGAGUUAAAAUCAAGUAUAAGGAGUAAUUAUCAAAGCAAAUCUAUGAAAUUGAGAGAUAUUCAAGCAGAAGUGCUUGAUUCAGUCAUUGUCAAAAUCAUCAAAGACGAAAAGUAA